Prunus avium (sweet cherry) is the source of this 1005-nucleotide messenger RNA. RefSeq names its product putative disease resistance protein At3g14460. The record is from RefSeq and is a predicted model, not a curated record. Lineage: Eukaryota; Viridiplantae; Streptophyta; Magnoliopsida; Rosales; Rosaceae.
AUGGGAAAGCUGAUUAACUUGCAGCAUCUUCAUGUUAUGGGUUGUGCUGAUCUAAAGUUGCCUAAGGAGAUUGCAAGGUUAACAAGUCUACGAAGGCUAGAUGAAGUUCGCAUCCAUGGCGAUGAUGACGUUGAUAACAACAAAGAAGCAUUAUUCGAGUUAAGUGAUUUGAGAAACAUGGACCAGCUUCGUGGGAGUUUCCGAAUAGAAUUUCUGGAGGAUCUCAAGGACGCGAGGCAGGCCGAGAAAGCGCAUUUGGUGAACAAAAAUUUCCUUGUCAGUCUGGAAUUCGAGUUCCCCUCAGUUGGAACAGCGCAACACAACGAGGAAGAAAUAGUGAAUGCCUUACAACCACAUCCAAAGCUGGAAUCCUUAUCUAUCUCAUUCUACAAUGGCACCACACUCCGGCCACAUUGGAUGACGUCGUUAAACAAAUUGAGAAGCCUUUACCUCAGAUAUUGCGACUUUGUUGAGUUUGUGCCUCCUUUGGGGAGAUUGGAGUCCCUUGAAGUACUGGUGAUAGUCAAUUGGGAUAGCUUGAAAAAGGUAGGAGUUGAGUUUUUGGGAAUAGAUGGAACAAUAGAAAUGCAAACGUCGUCGUCGUCAUCACUUAUUUUAUUCCCAAGUUUGAAAAGACUUGAAUUCUUGGUUUUGCCCAAGUGGAAAGAGUGGGAAGGAAUGACAGGGUGGAGUGAAGAAGAGGAUUCUCAUAAGACAAUUACAAUAAUGCCCUGCCUUUCUUCCUUACGAAUUGGUUAUUGCGGUUUGCUUAAAACACUGCCCAACUUCUUACAAAAUACACCGCUCAAGGAGCUUGUCAUCGGUUUCAGCUGUCAAAUUCUUGCACAAGGUUGCCGAAAAGGCAGAGGAGAGUGGCCCAAGAUUUCUCACAUCACAAACAUCAAAGUUGAUAAAGAAUUUGUACAAAAAGACAGAGUUUACCAAACUGAUGAUGAUAAGAUGCCAAGUGCCGCUUCCACCUCUUCUUCUGGUAAUGUUUAUUAA